AUGGUUCUGGGUCUGGACAAACGUUACUUGUGGAGCGCCCUGCCGCUGUUGGGAUUCGCCAUCGGACACUUCCUGGACAAGAAGGAAACGGAACGUAUGACCAUGUUCCGUGACAAAAGUGCUCUGUACGGACGUUCAGGAGGCAGCGAUAAGGAGCCGUCAUGGUAAUCCUUCGUGCUAUCAUCUCCUCCAGUCUUAGCGUAAUCCCAUGUUUUUUUUUCGCUGUUAAACAAUAAACCGUAAAAUGGCCUGGUGAA
Messenger RNA from Drosophila bipectinata, 257 nucleotides. It is a transcript of the gene ND-MNLL, whose product is annotated as NADH dehydrogenase (ubiquinone) MNLL subunit. Gene Ontology annotation, cellular component: mitochondrion. NCBI's taxonomy places the organism in Eukaryota, Metazoa, Arthropoda, Insecta, Diptera, Drosophilidae. The record is from RefSeq and is a predicted model, not a curated record.